AUGUCGACGAGCAACGAAGCAGGGAAUGCGUUGCCCGACAGUGCCGGAUCUGUUGAACAGGAAUCGCCCGUCUUAUAUGGAGAACUUGUGCUUUUGGGUUACAACGGCGUUCUUCCGGACGGUAACCGUGGUAGAAGGCGAAGUAAAUAUAAAGUACAUCAACAAAAUUCUGCUAAUGGUUUAAAAUAUUCGAAACAUUAUGAUGUCGACGACGCUUCGAAUCCGAAUGCGACGCAGAAGCAAACUGUUGUAGAAUAUGAACUGGAUGAAGAAUAUGAUAUGUUUCAAAUUGGUCGAUCUUCAGAAAGGGCGAAUCAGUUUGUGGUAACUCACCAAGCUCGCCAAUGUAAUAGUGUUCGUGAAGUGUUUCAGAGUUCGGUUUCUCGAUUUGCUUGUCGUGUUCUUGUAUGCCGUUCGAAUCCUAAAGUUGUUCGCGUUUACGCCGGGGGAUUUGACUCCUCUCGAAAACUGUUUCUCGGCCAAAAUGCUAUUAAAUUGCAGAAUACAAGAGACUCUAAAUGUGUCGACGGUUUAACAACCAACGGUGUGUUGCUUUGCCAUCCGCGAGGGUCAUUCUCCGGCGGAGAGGCGAAAGCCGGCCUUUGGCAUGAAGUGUCCUUGUGCGGAGAGAUUCUUUCGCUACGAAACUCGCGCUCCGCCCACCAGCCCGGCGAAAUCCUCGAGGAUGAAACCAACGUUCUCCAGGACGGGUCGUUAAUUGACUUGUGCGGCGUGACUUUGCUGUGGCGCUCCGCCGACGCGCUGAAGGCGUCUCCGACGUCGCACACCCUGGAGGCGCUGGUGGAUGACCUGAACGCCGGCCGGCCGCAGUGCCCGGUCGGCCUCAACACGCUCGUCCUGCCGCGGACGCUGGCGAGCGUGGGUGGCGAGGACGGCAGGCACGCGCCCUACGUGUACCUCAAGUGCGGCCACGUGCAGGGGCUGCACGCGUGGGGGCGCGAGCGCGGCGCCGCAGGACGCAGGUGCCCCAUGUGCCUCGAGGUGAGCGCCGCCGUCAAGCUCUGCCUGGGCAGCGAAUCCGCCUUCUACGUCGACGUGGGCAAGCUGACGCACGCCUUCAACCCGUGCGGCCACAUGGCCACGGAGAAGACGGUCAAGUACUGGUCGAGCGUGCCGGUGCCUCGCGGGAGCAAUGGCUUCGAAGUCGUGUGCCCCUUUUGCGGCGUGCUCCUAAGUGGUUCGCCCGGUUAUAUUCGGCUGAUAUUUCAGGACAACUUGGACUAG
Molecule: messenger RNA, 1245 nt
Organism: Gryllus bimaculatus (two-spotted cricket)
Lineage: Eukaryota; Metazoa; Arthropoda; Insecta; Orthoptera; Gryllidae
Source: the annotation of a GenBank genome assembly